CUCCCCCCGCGCCUCAACGGCUCCUCUCUCUCUCUCCCUGCUACUACUAACCACUCUCUGACGCGACUUGGCAUUCUCAAUGGCCCUCCAGGCUUCCUUCCUUCCUUCAGCUCUCUCCCCCCACAAAGAGGGAAAGGUCGGUGGUGGUAUCAAGGACUCGGCUUUCCUCGGGACUUCACUUUCGGACCAUGUUAAAUCUGACUUGAAUUGUUCACUUCUCAGGUGUGGUAAGAGACUGAAUGCAUCGGUUGGAGUAAGAGCACAGACGGCAGCAGCAGCAGCCGCAGCAACAGCCUCCCCGGCAAUCGAGCGAGCCACCCCAGAAGGGAAGAAGACACUGCGAAAGGGCAACGUGGUGAUCACCGGGGCCUCCUCGGGCCUGGGUCUCGCAACUGCCAAGGCGUUGGGUGAGACCGGGAAAUGGAAUGUGGUCAUGGCCUGCCGUGACUUCCUCAAGGCGGAGAGAGCAGCGAAGGCAGCCGGCAUGUCCGAAGGCAGCUACAAGAUCAUGCACCUCGACCUCGCAUCCCUGGAGAGCGUCCGCCAGUUCGUCGGCAACUUCCGGCUCUCCGGGAUGCCGCUCGAUGUGCUGGUGUGCAAUGCUGCUGUGUACCUUCCAACUGCGAGGGAGCCCACCUACACAGCUGAUGGAUUUGAGAUGAGCGUCGGGAUCAACCACCUCGGCCACUUCCUCCUUGCCCGCGAGCUCCUCGAGGACUUGAAGGCAUCCGAUUACCCCUCUACGCGCCUCAUCAUCGUCGGCUCGAUAACAGGCAACACGAACACUCUGGCGGGGAACGUGCCACCGAAGGCAAACCUGGGAGACAUGCGGGGGCUCGCAGCGGGCUUGAACGGCGUGAAGGGUUCCACCAUGAUUGACGGCGGAGAGUUCGAUGGAGCGAAAGCAUACAAGGAUAGCAAGGUCUGCAACAUGCUGAUGAUGCAAGAAUUCCACAGGCGGUACCACGAGGAGACGGGCAUCACGUUUGCUUCCCUUUACCCUGGCUGCAUUGCCACGACCGGCCUCUUCAGGGAGCACAUCCCCUUGUUCAGGCUCCUCUUCCCUCCAUUCCAGAAGUACAUCACAAAAGGCUUCGUUUCCGAAGACGAAGCCGGCAAAAGACUUGCGCAGGUGGUGAGCGAUCCCAGUUUGACCAAGUCCGGCGUCUACUGGAGCUGGAACAAGAACUCGGCAUCGUUCGAGAAUCAGCUGUCGGAAGAGGCCAGCGAUCCUGAGAAGGCUCGAAGGGUGUGGGAGAUCAGCGAGAAACUCGUUGGCCUGGUUUGAUGCCUCUGGUCCGGCUAGGCUGCGCUCAUCAAAUGCCCGCCGACCAGUCUUGCGGGUGUCUUUGUGGAAUUUGUUGCUUAAAAAAAUAAUUCUCUUCUUGAGAUAAUAAGAGUGCAGGCAACCCUUUUGUUUUUUCCAGACUGACAUGAUACAGAGGCUGCCUUCCCUUGGUUUAAGAAGCAACAGCUAUUGAGAUAUAAAAAAAACAGAUCAAAUCAAAUCAAAAGGCUGUAUUGCUUGGAGUUGAACAUCUAAAAUGAUGUACUUCUCUAGGUAGGCAAAGAGUUGCUGUAAAACUUCAGGUUGAUCAUCAGAUAACGAGCAUCAGAAAAUUCA
This is a messenger RNA of Phoenix dactylifera (date palm), 1624 nucleotides long. Its product is annotated as protochlorophyllide reductase-like. NCBI's taxonomy places the organism in Eukaryota, Viridiplantae, Streptophyta, Magnoliopsida, Arecales, Arecaceae. Gene Ontology annotation, molecular function: protochlorophyllide reductase activity. The record is from RefSeq and is a predicted model, not a curated record.